AUGGUCGGGGGUGGUAACAACUUCUACGACAACCAAAGAAUACCAGGUUAUGACUCAUCAACUCACGUACCAUCAGCUAAAGAUGGCACAGGUGGCAGUUAUCAAAACCAUCUACCGUAUCCUUUCUACGGCGAGACACCGUACCAAAUCAAACAAGAAAACACAUACAGCAACUGUAGAUUCAACAUAAAUCAAAGCUAUUUUAGCCCGGAUGCAGGACCGGACAAUUCUCUUAGUCCACCGCCCGUGAACCGUAAUUAUAUGAAAACAAUCAAAAUGGAGGACUCACCGGCUUUACGGGCCUUAUUAACAAAACCCAGCGGUAAGAAAAUUGCUUAUGAUUACACCGAUUUGCAUAAAACUGGAAAUAAUAGUCAUCAGAAAAAUUAUUUUGAUGAUGGCUACAGCAAUUCGAGAGAAGACAGUGAAUUUGAUGGCGAUGAUAGAGACAUGACUGUUUUUAACAAAGAUGACGACGGAAUGUCCGAGGACAAAACUGGUAAUGAUAAUUUAACGGCUGUUCAGGCAAAAUUUUUUCCUUGGAUGAAGAGUUCUCAUGGCGACAUAGGUUCCAAAGGCAGCAAACGCACCCGCCAAACAUACACUCGUUACCAAACUCUAGAGCUAGAAAAAGAAUUCCAUUUCAACAAAUACCUCACAAGACGUCGACGAAUCGAAAUAGCCCAUACAUUAUGCCUAACCGAACGCCAAAUAAAAAUCUGGUUCCAAAAUCGAAGAAUGAAAGCCAAAAAAGAUGGAAAAUUCGGCAUUCAAACUCAAGAGUUUCCAACCCUGGCGGACGGUAACAUGAACCAAAAUAUGUUUCCAGUUGGAACGAACGUUACGAAGGGUUUUUAUCAAAGCUGUAGCCACGGAAGUGGGGAGCUAACGCCAGAGAUUUCGAUAGGGGAUGAGCACAGAAACUCGUAUGACAGUGAUGUUGCGAGGCCAUUAACGGCGUUAAAAAAUAUUCCUGGACCACCUGUUUCACCAUAA
Messenger RNA from Psylliodes chrysocephalus, 996 nucleotides. Lineage: Eukaryota; Metazoa; Arthropoda; Insecta; Coleoptera; Chrysomelidae. The record is from the annotation of a GenBank genome assembly.